Messenger RNA from Nicotiana attenuata, 1759 nucleotides. RefSeq lists its product as uncharacterized. The transcript is spliced from 6 exons. The coding region runs from base 134 to 1630 and encodes 498 amino acids. Lineage: Eukaryota; Viridiplantae; Streptophyta; Magnoliopsida; Solanales; Solanaceae. The record is from RefSeq and is a predicted model, not a curated record.
UGACAGCUUCUUCAGCAAGCUUCUCCUUAUGGAAAGUCUAAACCCUUUCUCUGUUUCUCUUAGAGUAAAAAAUUUCCCAGGUACCUGUAAUUCUGCUCGUUCUUCUUCAUUGUGACAUGGUCCGAAGAGAAAUAUGAGACAUUCAUUGGUUCAGAAACCAGUGGACAAGUCGGUCAGAAACUUCAGCACUCGGUUCUCUUUGCCAUCCUUUAUAAAGCGCGUUAAAAAGUUGACCGAUAGUCAGAAGGAUGCUAUAAGUAGGACUGGAUUUGGCAAUUUGCUCCUCAUUCCAGAUCAAAUGCUUUCUAAAAACCUUUUAGUUGAACUGAUGGAAAGAUGGAAUUAUGAGAAGCGUGCUUUUGUACUUUCUCCGGGUGAAUUAACCGUAUCUCUCUUGGAUGUUGCAUUGAUUUUGGGAUUACGAGUCACAGGAAGUCCUGUAGUUCUACGAGAAGAUACACCUUUCUUGGAUCUAGAAAGAGAAUAUGGUGUUGCCCUGUGGAAUAGAAAAAUCACUGUUGCAUCAUUAGAACAAAGACUUGAUUCUCUUGCUGAGACCAACAAUGAAGAUUUUGUGAGGACAUUCUUAUUAUUCACGUUUGGAACUUUUCUUUUCCCAAGUACGAGUGGUAAAAUUGAUUCCCGGUACCUUUAUCUUCUCGAAAACCUUGAUACAGUGAGUAAAUUUGCAUGGGGAGCAGCUGUUCUUGCAGAUGUAUUUCACUGGUUGUACAAGAGAAGGAAGGAAAAAGUGCAAUAUGUUGGAGGUUGUCUUAUUUUUCUUCAAGUAUGGUGUUUUGAACACAUUGACAUUGCUCGUCCAAGUUUAACGGACUGCUGCUCUAAGUUCCCACGUGUGUGCAACUGGGGAAGUAGUAAAUCUCAUCAGAGGCACUGGUUCAUUAGCAAAUUCAAAGAACUAGAGGCUAAUCAGAUAAUUUGGAGCCUUGAACUGACUUCCGAUGAGUCAAAUACUGACAUAAUCAAAGAGUUGAUAGAGGCAGAAAAGAGAAAAACAUGGCCUGACAUGAACCAACAAUCUUCACUAGCUACUUGCUCUCGUACUGACCGUACAGUGAAAAAUGGAUAUCAACCAAUGGUUCAUUUGGUUGUUGACCUGGAAACUGAAUCAGAGAGUGAAAGUAGCAGAGUGGCAUAUGGAAUUCAAAGUUUUUCUUCUGAUCCAUCUGAUAAAUUUAGUUUGCAUGAAACUGUAUCAAGAUCUUCUGCAUGCCACUAUGCGGGGAAAGAAAAAGAACGUACAGAGUUUUCACAGUCUUCAGGAGCAGAUAUCCCUAUAGUUAUCAGCAGUGAUGACGAUUUGGAGGAUGAUCUGAAGAAGAAAAACCAGACUCUGGAAAAGCAAAUACUUCAACUAAAGAACAAAAAUGGUGAUCUGAUGCGAGAGAAUGAAAUCCUGAAAUACCAACUCUCCUCGACCCUAAAGUUUAAAGAGCAGAACGUGAAACUACAGGAAGAAAAUGAAAAUCUGCAACAGGAGAACGUGAAACUACAGGAAGAAAAUGGAAGUCUGCGACAGGAGAAUCAAGCACUGAGCUUAUCAACCAAUACUCUGGUGAGUCGAUUAGACAACCUUGUGUUUGAUGGGAUCAAGGAGGAGUGUCAGUAAUAUGAGAUGUUUCUUUUGUUUGUUGAAAUGUGAAUGAAUGAAGUCAAAGUUUCAGCAGAACUUUAUUCUUUGCAAUUCUUAAAACUAACAGUGGUAUCAUGGAAUGAACAAAAAUCUUGUUGGCUAGUC